Cokeromyces recurvatus is the source of this 361-nucleotide messenger RNA. RefSeq names its product ribosomal protein S26e. Gene Ontology annotation, biological process: translation. The record is from RefSeq and is a predicted model, not a curated record. The transcript has a single exon. Gene Ontology annotation, cellular component: ribosome; cytosolic small ribosomal subunit. Gene Ontology annotation, molecular function: mRNA binding; structural constituent of ribosome. Bases 66 to 269 code for a protein of 67 amino acids. Lineage: Eukaryota; Fungi; Mucoromycota; Mucoromycetes; Mucorales; Mucoraceae.
GUUGCAUCAACUGUUACCGUUGUUGCCCCAAGGAUAAGGCUAUCAAGCGUUUCACUAUUCGUAACAUGGUUGAAGCUGCUGCUGUCCGCGAUCUUCAAGAAGCCUCAGUCUACGAGGAAUACACCAUUCCCAAGUUGUACGUUAAGCUUCACUACUGUGUCUCUUGCGCCAUUCACGCCAGAGUUGUUCGUGUUCGUUCUGCUGUCGAUCGUCGCAACCGUCUUCCCCCUCCCAGAUUCAGAUUCCAAAAGUCUGCUAACAAGGCUUAAAUGAUGUACUUGUAGCUUUUUUUCUAUAUAUACAUAUAUCUAUUUUUAAGGAAUAAACAUAUGUAUAGGCAUCAUAUUAGUUUCUCACUGGA